ACCAUGUCAGCUUUCAAUAACACUACAUCCUCUCCCUCAAUCUUCCUCCUGACUGCAUUUCCUGGGCUGGAACUUGCUCAUGCCUGGAUCUCCAUUCCUGUCUUCUGUCUCUAUACCAUUGCCUUCUUGGGAAACAGCAUGAUCCUGUUUGUCAUUGCCUCAGAGCGGAGCCUCCACAAGCCCAUGUAUUAUUUCCUCUCCAUGCUUUCAGCUGCUGAUCUAUGUCUGACCUUCACGACUCUCCCCACAGUGCUUAGGGUCCUCUGGUUCCAUGCCCGGAAGAUCAGCUUUAAAGCUUGCAUCAUUCAAAUGUUCUUUAUACAUGCUUUUUCCCUCCUGGAGUCCUCAGUGCUGGUAGCUAUGGCCUUUGACCGCUUCAUGGCCAUCUGUAACCCACUGAAGUAUGCCACUGUCCUCACGGAUAUGAUGAUUGCGAUGAUUGGACUAAUCAUCUGUAUACGGCUGUUAAUUUUCAUGUUUCCCUUGGGUCCUGCCUUGAAAAGCUUGUCUUUCCAAGGAGGCCAAGAGCUCUCCCACCCAUUUUGCUACCACCCAGAUAUGAUCAAACACACAUAUUCGAACCCCUGGGUCACCAGUUUUUGGGGCAUGUUUAUUCAGCUCUACUUGACUGGCACUGACUUAUUGUUCAUCAUUUCCUCCUAUGUCCUGAUUCUCCGUACUGUCCUGAGCAUCCUGGCCCCCAAGAAGCAACAGAAAGCCCUCAAUACUUGUGCCUGUCACAUCUGUGCUGUCACCACUUUCUACGUGCCAAUGAUCAGCCUGUCUUUGGCACACCGCCUCUUCAACUCGACCCCAAGUGUGGUCUGUAGCAUUUUGGCCAAUGUUUAUCUGCUCUUACCACCUGUACUAAACCCUAUUAUUUACAGCUUGAAGACCAAGACAAUCCGCCAGGCUAUGCUUCAGCUGUUCCAAUCCAAGCAUCCACAAGGCCCCAAUGUGAGGGGUCUUAGAGGAAGAUGGGUUUGA
Messenger RNA from Choloepus didactylus (southern two-toed sloth), 987 nucleotides. RefSeq names its product olfactory receptor 51T1-like. Lineage: Eukaryota; Metazoa; Chordata; Mammalia; Pilosa; Megalonychidae. Bases 4 to 987 code for a protein of 327 amino acids. The transcript has a single exon. The record is from RefSeq and is a predicted model, not a curated record. Gene Ontology annotation, molecular function: G protein-coupled receptor activity; olfactory receptor activity. Gene Ontology annotation, biological process: G protein-coupled receptor signaling pathway. Gene Ontology annotation, cellular component: membrane.